AAAGAGUUGAACGAAACGCCGAACUGAGAUGGUCGACUCGAAGAAAACCUACUCUGUGGCAGGACAGAGCUGGAACCUUAGGAAUUGCAGUAGAGGAAGAAGGUAAGGGGUGCAGCAGUCGAUCGGUUGACAAUCGGACGUCCUCUUGAGAGACCGUCGGGCGACAUGGGACGUGGUUACAUGGCCGCGCGCUUAUGGUGCUCAGUGCAGAGGUGUGCAGAAGCGUCGAGAGUGCAGAAUCCAAUUUCGUCGGUUGGAUCCCGAGGAAUGAAAACUCUGAAAGUAGUGCUCACUGAGAAGAUCGAGAGACUAGGGCGUGCUGGCCAAGUUGUGAAUGUGGCUCCCGGAUAUGCACGUAACAAGCUUAUCCCGCAUCAUCUUGCCCUGCCGGGAUUGGACAAAUAUGUUUCGCUCGUGAACGCGCAGUUGAAAGCUGCCAGACCUCAUCUGCUGGAGGAGACAGAGGAGACCAAAUCUGAAACCUCCGAGGAGAAACAGUUGAAAGAGAUCGACGCUGUCUUGAAGCGGCUGGAUGCCGGGAAGGUUGUGUUCCACAGGCACUUGACCUGUGCUCAAGUAUUAUUUAAGCCUGUCACGAAGGAUGAUCUUAUUUUUGAGGUGAGAAGACAGAUGGGAGUUGAACUUGCCGCUUCGAAUAUCAUUCUGCCUGAAGACUUCAACAAAUUGGGAGAAUUUGAGGUGGAAUUACGGUUUCCCAAGGGGCUAGCAAUGCCUGGAGGUAGAGAGAAGCUGUUUCUCAAACUUCGAAUCAGGAGAAAAUAGCCCAAUGUGUUGCAGUCAAUUGCAAAUCUGGUAUGAUUUUGACUCAGGUACGCUGGAACUCAGCUGAUACGGCAUUUGGAACACUUUGAGCAAUGAAUGUGAAAUCCUCACAUUUUUAGGCAUGGAGCAGGCAUUGUGCGAUUGAAGCUUUAGGGCGGCAUCUGUUGUACAUAAUACUUGAGAUAGUUUCCAGAGUGUCAACUUCGACUUUACUAGUACUAAUCAUUUGUCUUGGUGACUUUUUCAAGACAGUGUCGAGCUAACAUUGACGUUCUUGGUCAUUGGUAUAUUAGUUCGGUUUGUCUAUUGAAUCAGUCCGUAUCGAGGUUAAGGAUUUAGGGUGUCGACCUGAAUUGAAGCUGUCAGAGUGUCUACCCUCGAGAGCUCUGGCAGUCAUUGUCUUCAAUAACGAACUCAAGAAGCGUAUGUCAUCUUUCCACUCAACUUCGAUCCAUGUUACAAACAACGCAGCAGAUUGUGGAUUAGCGGAAGAGCUUCCCAACAUAAUCUCUGUUUCAAAUUAUUGUAGAGAUCUCAUAAGUCCCAUUCUUCAACGAAGAGAGUUGAGAUGCUUUACUCGUGAUUACUCGCGAACACUGAAAUGUUGGACGAUCCAUGUUCUUUCGCCUGGGACGGCGCUGUUUUUGAAAAAAACUUUUCGUGCCCACUUGCACUGAGUUUCAACGA
Messenger RNA from Marchantia polymorpha subsp. ruderalis, 1470 nucleotides. The record is from the annotation of a GenBank genome assembly. NCBI's taxonomy places the organism in Eukaryota, Viridiplantae, Streptophyta, Marchantiopsida, Marchantiales, Marchantiaceae.